Rubroshorea leprosula is the source of this 1718-nucleotide messenger RNA. The record is from the annotation of a GenBank genome assembly. Lineage: Eukaryota; Viridiplantae; Streptophyta; Magnoliopsida; Malvales; Dipterocarpaceae.
GGUUUUCCACUUUCCUUUUCCAGCCAAAAGUGAUGUCAAUGCUUUAUAUGGCCUAACAUUAAAAAAGUCUACCUUUUGAUUGUUUAUGCAUUUGUAGAAUUCUCAGAAUCAUUGCGAGAAAUGGGUUCUUGUCUUCUCGAAAAAACAGCUUUGCUAUCUGACCCAGAAACUUGUGGGUGAAUUUCCUUGCAAUGGGUUUUUGAUUUAUUGCAAUGAGAAACCUUGAACCCUACAACAGUCAUUUGUUACAGGUGGGUGGGUCAAAUCUCAAGCUUUUAGAAUUUGUUACAGGUGGGUGGGUAAAAAAUUUCCUUGCCCAUUAUAUGGUGAUGUCGGUUUGGGUUGAUAUCAAUGGAAUAUGGGUGAGCUGUAAUGACGCUGCAUUUUUCUGCAGGUAAAGUUUUGUUAAUGUUAGGGAAAGUGCAGUUUGUUCUUGUAGAUUCUUCUGUUCAGUUUUGUUUUUGUUACUGGUAGUGCUAUUUUCAUUGUUAUGCAUAUCACCAUUAUUACAAUCAUUGUAAUUAUCAUUGAUCAUGAGCUCACUUUAUGCUACUUUAUUUAUGCGAGUUUUAUCUUUGGGUAUCAUUAGCCUUGCAUGACUGUUAAUGCACUCUGGAAGAUAUAUGUUCUUCAGUUUCAAUGCAUGCCAUCUUACUUCUUGAGUCUUGACAGAAUAUGGUUACAUGAGUGGCUUUAUGAAUGGUCGUUCUCUCUUUUUUCUCUUUUCUUUUUUCUUUUUUUUGGGGGUGGGAUAAUGCAGGACAUGAAACGGCAGUGUGAUGAAAAAAGGUACAUUUUUGUUAUACAUUCCUAUUUUUCUUUGGUUGCAGUAAGUCCUUUCUGAGUUCUUUUUGUGAUCUUCAUCCUUCAGAAAUGUAUAUGAACCGUUCAACUAUGUUUCCUUCUCUUUUAUUUUUUAUUUUUGGUUUGCACUUUCCCAUUUUGUAAUAAGAAAUGCAUUUCUUUUUUGCGUCUUAAAUCAUUUUGUAAUCCUGCACUUUGUAUCUUCUAAACAAAGGGUGGAUGCAAAUGGUUUCCUUAUCCAUACAACAAAGCAGGGAAAAUACCAACGAAAGUGCCUAACCCCUAUUAUUCUUCACUCGAUUCAGAGCAAAAAUGGCUGAAGCUAUCAAGUGCUUCUUUAUGACUUCCAUAUCAGAAUAAUAAGUUUUCCUAAUAUUACAAUCUUAAACUUGUCCUAAUGUAAAUAUCCUUUUGAAGGUACUUUGUAAAAAGUCCUGGCUGCAUCAAAUCAUCAUGCGAGUUGGAAUACCAUGAAAAGAUCUUGGAAGACACACUGCAAGUUGUCUGUAUGCACAAGGCUAACAACCUCUGCAAUAAUUGAAAGAGUUCCAAGCAAAUGGCCACAUCUUGUAUGGCAUCCUCCAUGGAAGAACUGUAGGGUAAGAAGCUUGUACUUUAUGAUAGGGUGGAUGGUAAAAGAAUUGUUUGGGUAUUUUCUAAGUGUGAUAGCCAUAGCUAGUUGAAUGAUAAGUUUUGUUGAUCUUUUCUUUUUCUUCUUCUUUUUUAAAUGUCUUGGAGCUAAUAUAAGUAACAUAGAAUUUUCUUUAUUCACUUUGAUGAUUGGCAUAUACUUGUUAGCUUAAAAUUAGUUAUCAAAUUUUUUGCAUCUACAUCUUUUGCAUCCACCCAGCUGAUUACUGUCCAGCUUCAUUGUCAAUUAGUUAAAGUAAUGUUAGGUUUAGGCAUGCAUUACA